GCGUGCUUGCUUUGCUUGGCCUUUGACCUGACCUUCUACUUCCGGUGCCCCAUGGAUGUUGGACAGAUCCCUGCCAAGGCCCGGAAGAAGAAGAAGAUUACCCGGAAGCAGCCCCAGGUUUCCUCCAGGGACCCAGAAGUACACCAUUGCGAUGUAUGCGGGAAGGACAUCAGGUACCUGGCAAACUUCCGGGAGCACCAGCGCAUCCAUACAGGGGAGCGGCCCUACCAGUGCAAGCGAUGCCGCAAGACGUUCACCCGCUGCGCUGACCUCAUCAAGCACCGCCUGGUGCACUCCGUCAGCCGGCCGUACCGCUGCAAAGUCUGCGGGAAGCGCUUCAAGUUGCGGGCUGACCUGGACAAGCACGGCAAGGUGCAUUCCGACGACGCGCCCUUCCCCUGCCACCUGUGCCCCAGGCGCUUCAAGCGGACUUCUUGCCUCGUGAAGCACCUGCGCAUCCACACGCAGGAGAAGCCCUUUGCGUGCGCGCACUGCGACCGGCGCUUCAAGUGGGAGGCCUCGGUCAAGGAGCACGAGCGGGUCCACACGGGGGAGCGGCCCCACCGGUGCAGCCAGUGCUCCAAAACGUUCACCCACCGUUCCACCUUCCUGCAGCAUCAGCGCACCCAUCAGAAGUACCCGGCCUUCAGCUGCAAGCAUUGCUCGAAGGCCUUCAACCACAAGUCAAACCUCCUGAAGCACAUUCGGGCUCUGCAUUCGGGCUCCUGAAGCACAUUCGGGCUCUAGGGCGGAAGAGGCAGACUGAACCGCUUGGCUCCAGGGGAGAUAAGAGGCCUACACUUCAGGAGACAAAAUCAUGGGCGAGGGGGGAAGGGCUGGUUGCAGCUGCUCACUGACCAAAGUGCCGUGGAGAAAUAGAGGUGGUAGGAUGAAAAAAAAUAUAUGAAGGCUGAACAUAUGAACAUAUGAAGCUGCCUUCUACUUUGGUCCAUCAAAGUCAGUAUUGUCUUCUCAGACUGGCAGCGGCUCUCCGGGGUCUCAAGCGGAGGUUUUUCACACCUAUUUGCCUGGACCCUUUUUUGGAGAUGCUGGGGAUUGAACCUGGGAACUUCUGCUUCCUUGAGCUGGCUACCUGAACCCAGCUUCUGCCUACCCCCUACAAAUUUGGAUACUAAAACAGACUUUUAGUUGGUGGUAGAAUCCCUAUUUGUGUGAUUUUGGGGGUGGGUGGGUGCUCUUAACUCCUACUAACCCAUGUGCCCGCAUUCUUACAUCACAGGGUAACUGGAUUUAGCAUAUGGCCAGGAUUCUACAGGUAAUAGAAUCUGUUAAAACCUCAAGAGUGUCACUCUCCGUUUUACGAUUUGGGCAAGAACAAGGUGAGGAAAUGGUUUCGAGCCGGGCGUGUGGUGCAGAAAGCAUAAAUCGGUGUCAAACGAAAGAGAUUUUGGUCUUGCAGCUGGUUGCAAACUGAUGGCUGGGCCAAGGGAAAAAAAGAGUGCCCGAAAGCAGCUAUUGAUGUUGAUUCAAUUGAUGUGCCAGAAAGCAGCUAUUGAUGUUGAUCCAAGCAUUUGGAGCCUGUUGGGGGCACCUUUGGAAUCCAGACCUGGCAUGGUGGGCACGGUUGCAGUAGGAGGCAUAGCCAGCCACAAAAUGGCUGUUGCAACUUCCCUUUGGGGACAAUCCUAUG
Molecule: messenger RNA, 1651 nt
Organism: Heteronotia binoei (common prickly gecko)
Lineage: Eukaryota; Metazoa; Chordata; Lepidosauria; Squamata; Gekkonidae
Product: zinc finger protein 548-like
Exons: 2
Coding region: 52-729 (225 amino acids)
Cellular component (GO): nucleus
Source: RefSeq, a predicted model, not a curated record